Messenger RNA from Daktulosphaira vitifoliae (grape phylloxera), 1081 nucleotides. RefSeq names its product checkpoint protein HUS1 (gene Hus1-like). The record is from RefSeq and is a predicted model, not a curated record. Gene Ontology annotation, biological process: meiotic DNA integrity checkpoint signaling; mitotic DNA replication checkpoint signaling; mitotic intra-S DNA damage checkpoint signaling. The transcript is spliced from 6 exons. Gene Ontology annotation, cellular component: site of double-strand break; checkpoint clamp complex; nucleolus. Bases 93 to 932 code for a protein of 279 amino acids. NCBI's taxonomy places the organism in Eukaryota, Metazoa, Arthropoda, Insecta, Hemiptera, Phylloxeridae.
UUGAAUACUUUAACACAUUCGUUACAAAAUACAAUAUUUUAAAAAUUUCUUAUUUAAAUUAUUCUAGUGUUACUAUUGUAUUUGGUUGGAGUAUGAAGUUUCGAGGCAAAAUUGUCGAUCCUCAUUGUAUGAGACAAUUUUAUAAUAUUGUUAUGAUAUUGUCUAAACUUUGUAAAAUUGUUGUUGUAAGGUUAAGUGAAAAAAAAUUGUUUUUAAUUGCAUUACAUGAAUCAGUAAGUGUCAGCAAUCAAAUAAGUGUUUGGUCUGUUUUAGAUCAACAAUCAUUCUUUAAAGAAUACAGUAUGAGUGGUGAUACAGAAAAAAAUGAAAUAUUUUUCAGUUUACCUAUUGAUAUGUUAGCAUCAUCUUUAAGUUCAGCUAAACAAACAAAUUCAGUAAAAACACUUAAAAUGAAACUAACAGAUAAGCUUUCUCCUUGUUUAACGGUCGAGUUAGAAUUGGAAUCUUUAGUAUCAACUAAGCAGCUUUGUGUCCAUGAUGUUCCAGUUAAUAUUAUAGCUCCAUCAGAUUGGUCUGAAUAUAGUGAACCUGCUAUUCCAAGUCCUAAUAUUAGUGUUGUAUUGCCUUUGAUACGAGUUGUAAGACACGUUGUAGAUAAUAUGAAACGUAUUGGACCAAGAUUAACAGUGACAUUAAAUUCUUUUGGUAAAAUGAUUUUAAGUGUAUCAAAUUUACUAUCUACCGUUGAUACACAUUUUAGUGACCUUGAUGUAGUUAAUCAUAGAAAACAAAAUAAUGAAAGAAAAUAUUCAACUGUUGUAGAUAUCAAAAAAUUUUCUCAAUUCUUAAAUUGUGAACCUUUAAAUUUAUCAAGAAUACUUUGCCAUGUAGUAGAAGGAACAUUAUUACAUUGUUCAAUAGAAGAAGACGAGUAUGUGCUUCAUUAUUUUUUAAAUGGAAUUGACGACUGACAUUUUACAUUGACAUUAUCUAUUAUUGUUAUUCAUAAAAAAUUUUCAUUUUGUUUAAUUUUUUGUAAAAAAUGUUUUCUAACAAUGAAUUUGUGUAAAUAUUCAAAUAAUUAUGAAUCAAUAAAAAAACUAUAUUACAUAGACUGGCU